AUGAUCCACUCUCAAACCUCAACACAUGCACCAAACACUGCUGAAACUGGACCUACUAUACAGCAGAGAACUGAUCAAACAGAAGGUAUACAUCUGAAUACUGCUCAAGAAAGCAGCACAAGUGAACAUAUCACUGGUACACAUCAAGCUGUAAUUCUGAGUUCUUGGUCAAAUAAACCCUUCAUGACUGCAACUACAAUGGCAGAUGACAACAACAAUAAUGCUGCGACAAUGACCUCUGUAUCAAUAAACACUGUUGAUAGUUCCCGUUAUCACAUAACGAAGAGACCUACUACAACAUCAAGAGAAAUGAAUCAAUCUGAUUUAACCACCAUAACCGCCAAUGACAUAUCUACAGUUUCGCCCACUCAUCUCAUUCGAACCUCAGCACAAGCAUCAAAUACAGGUAAAACAGAAUCUACUAUACAACAUAUAACUGAUCAAACUGAAGGCAUGCCACUGACUACAGCUGCAGAAAACAAGCCAAGUAAAAGUACUAUCGGUACAGAUCAAACUGUUUCUUCAAGCUUGCAGUCAAAUGGACCCAUCAUGACUGCUACUUCAACAAUACACUACAACAAAAAUUCUGUGAUGCCUUCUUCUCCAUCAACACAACCUGAAGAUAGUUCACCUUAUUACAGCACUGGCAAUCCCCCAAAAUCUGUGGAUAAAUCUGAAUCAAGUAGCAUGCCUGCAACUGACAUACCUACAGUUUCUCCAAUGAUCCACUCUCAAACCUCAACGCGUGCACCAAACACUGGUGAAACUGGACCUACUAUACAGCAGAGAACUGAUCAAACAGAAGGUAUACAUCUGACUACUGCUCAAGAAAGCAGGACAAGUGAACAUAUCACUGGUACACAUCAAGCUGUAAUUCUGAGUUCUCAGUCAAGUAAACCCUUCAUGACUGCAACUACAAUGGCAGAUGACAACAACAAUAAUGCAGCGACAAUGACCUCUGCAUCAAUAAACACUGUUGAUAGUUCAUCUUAUUACAAAACGAAGAGACCUACUGCAAUAUCAAGAGAAAUGAAUCAAUCUGAUUUAACCACCAUAACCGCCAAUGACAUAUCUACAGUUUCGUUCACUCAUCUCACUCGAACCUCAGCACAAGCAUCAAAUACUGGUAAAACAGCAACUACUAUACAACAUAUAACUGAUCAAACUGAAGGCAUGCCACUGACUACAGCUGCAGAAAACAAGCCAAGUAAAAGUAUUAUCGGUACAGAUCAAACUGUUUCUUCAAGCUUGCAGUCAAAUGGACCCAUCAUGACUGCUACUUCAACAAUACACUACAACAAAAAUUCUGUGAUGCCUUCUUCUCCAUCAACACAACCUGAAGAUAGUUCAUCUUAUUACAGCACUGGCAAUCCCACAAAAUCUGUGGAUAAAUCUGAAUCAAGUAGCAUGCCUGCAACUGACAUACCUACAGUUUCUCCAAUGAUCCACUCUCAAACCUCAACGCGUGCACCAAACACUGGUGAAACUGGACCUACUAUACAGCAGAGAACUGAUCAAACAGAAGGUAUACAUCUGACUACUGCUCAAGAAAGCAGGACAAGUAAACAUAUCACUGGUACACAUCAAGCUGUAAUUCUGAGUUCUCAGUCAAAUAAACCCUUCAUGACUGCAACUACAAUGGCAGAUGAUAACAACAAUAAUGCUGCGACAAUGACCUCUGCAUCAAUAAACACUGUUGAUAGUACAUCUUAUUACAAAACGAAGAGACCUACUGCAAUAUCAAGAGAAAUGAAUCAAUCUGAUUUAACCACCAUAACCGCCAAUGACAUAUCUACAGUUUCGCCCACUUAUCUCACUCGAACCUCAGCACAAGCAGCAAAUACUGGUAAAACAGCAUCUACUAUACAACAUAUAACUGAUCAAACUGAAGGCAUGCAACUGACUACAGCUGCAGAAAACAAGCCAAGUAAAAGUACUAUCGGUACAGAUCAAACUGUUUCUUCAAGCUUGCAGUCAAAUGGACCCAUCAUGACUGCUACUUCAACAAUACACUACAACAACAAUUCUGUGAUGCCUUCUUCUCCAUCAACACAACCUGAAGAUAGUUCACCUUAUUACAGCACUGGCAAUCCCACAAAAUUUGUGGAUAAAUCUGAAUCAAGUAGUAUGUCUGCAACUGACAUACCUACAGUUUCUCCAAUGAUCCACUCUCAAACCUCAACGCGUGCACCAAACACUGGUGUAACUGGGCCUACUAUACAGCAUAGAACUGAUCAAACAGAAGGUAUACAUCUGAAUACUGCUCAAGAAAGCAGGACAAGUGAACAUAUCACUGGUACACAUCAAGCUGUAAUUCUGAGUUCUUGGUCAAAUAAACCCUUCAUGACUGCAACUACAAUGGCAGAUGACAACAACAAUAAUGCUGCGACAAUGACCUCUGUAUCAAUAAACACUGUUGAUAGUUCCCGUUAUCACAUAACGAAGAGACCUACUGCAACAUCAAGAGAAAUGAAUCAAUCUGAUUUAACCACCAUAACCGCCAAUGACAUAUCUACAGUUUCGCCCACUCAUCUCACUCGAACCUCAGCACAAGCAUCAAAUACAGGUAAAACAGCAUCUACUAUACAACAUAUAACUGAUCAAACUGAAGGCAUGCCACUGACUACAGCUGCAGAAAACAAGCCAAGUAAAAGUACUAUCGGUACAGAUCAAACUGUUUCUUCAAGCUUGCAGUCAAAUGGACCCAUCAUGACUGCUACUUCAACAAUACACUACAACAAAAAUUCUGUGAUGCCUUCUUCUCCAUCAACACAACCUGAAGAUAGUUCACCUUAUUACAGCACUGGCAAUCCCACAAAAUCUGUGGAUAAAUCUGAAUCAAGUAGCAUGCCUGCAACUGACAUACCUACAGUUUCUCCAAUGAUCCACUCUCAAACCUCAACGCGUGCACCAAACACUGGUGAAACUGGACCUACUAUACAGCAGAGAACUGAUCAAACAGAAGGUAUACAUCUGACUACUGCUCAAGAAAGCAGGACAAGUGAACAUAUCACUGGUACACAUCAAGCUGUAAUUCUGAGUUCUCAGUCAAAUAAACCCUUCAUGACUGCAACUACAAUGGCAGAUGACAACAACAAUAAUGCUGCGACAAUGACCUCUGCAUCAAUAAACACUGUUGAUAGUACAUCUUAUUACAAAACGAAGAGACCUACUGCAAUAUCAAGAGAAAUGAAUCAAUCUGAUUUAUCCACCAUAACCGCCAAUGACAUAUCUACAGUUUCGCCCACUCAUCUCACUCGAACCUCUACACAAGCAUCAAAUACGGGUAAAACAGCAUCUACUAUACAACAUAUAACUGAUCAAACUGAAGGCAUGCAACUGACUACAGCUGCAGAAAACAAGCCGAGUAAAAGUACUAUCGGUACAGAUCAAACUGUUUCUUCAAGCUUGCAGUCAAAUGGACCCAUCAUGACUGCUACUUCAACAAUACACUAUAACACAAAUUCUGUGAUGCCUUCUUCUCCAUCAACACAACCUGAAGAUAGUUCACCUUAUUACAGCACUGGCAAUCCCACAAAAUUUGUGGAUAAAUCUGAAUCAAGUAGCAUGCCUGCAACUGACAUACCUACAGUUUCUCCAAUGAUCCACUCUCAAACCUCAACGCGUGUACCAAACACUGGUGUAACUGGGCCUACUAUACAGCAUAGAACUGAUCAAACAGAAGGUAUACAUCUGACUACUGCUCAAGAAAGCAGGACAAGUGAACAUAUCACUGGUACACAUCAAGCUGUAAUUCUGAGUUCUCAGUCAAAUAAACCCUUCAUGACUGCAACUACAAUGGCAGAUGACAACAACAAUAAUGCUGCGACAAUGACCUCUGCAUCAAUAAACACUGUUGAUAGUACAUCUUAUUACAAAACGAAGAGACCUACUGCAAUAUCAAGAGAAAUGAAUCAAUCUGAUUUAACCACCAUAACCGCCAAUGACAUAUCUACAGUUUCGCCCACUCAUCUCACUCGAACCUCUACACAAGCAUCAAAUACGGGUAAAACAGCAUCUACUAUACAACAUAUAACUGAUCAAACUGAAGGCAUGCAACUGACUACAGCUGCAGAAAACAAGCCGAGUAAAAGUACUAUCGGUACAGAUCAAACUGUUUCUUCAAGCUUGCAGUCAAAUGGACCCAUCAUGACUGCUACUUCAACAAUACACUAUAACACAAAUUCUGUGAUGCCUUCUUCUCCAUCAACACAACCUGAAGAUAGUUCACCUUAUUACAGCACUGGCAAUCCCACAAAAUUUGUGGAUAAAUCUGAAUCAAGUAGCAUGCCUGCAACUGACAUACCUACAGUUUCUCCAAUGAUCCACUCUCAAACCUCAACGCGUGCACUAAACACUGGUGUAACUGGGCCUACUAUACAGCAUAGAACUGAUCAAACAGAAGGUAUACAUCUGACUACUGCUCAAGAAAGCAGGACAAGUGAACAUAUCACUGGUACACAUCAAGCUGUAAUUCUGAGUUCUCAGUCAAAUAAACCCUUCAUGACUGCAACUACAAUGGCAGAUGACAACAACAAUAAUGCUGCGACAAUGACCUCUGCAUCAAUAAACACUGUUGAUAGUACAUCUUAUUACAAAACGAAGAGACCUACUGCAAUAUCAAGAGAAAUGAAUCAAUCUGAUUUAACCACCAUAACCGCCAAUGACAUAUCUACAGUUUCGCCCACUCAUCUCACUCGAACCUCUACACAAGCAUCAAAUACGGGUAAAACAGCAUCUACUAUACAACAUAUAACUGAUCAAACUGAAGGCAUGCAACUGACUACAGCUGCAGAAAACAAGCCGAGUAAAAGUACUAUCGGUACAGAUCAAACUGUUUCUUCAAGCUUGCAGUCAAAUGGACCCAUCAUGACUGCUACUUCAACAAUACACUAUAACACAAAUUCUGUGAUGCCUUCUUCUCCAUCAACACAACCUGAAGAUAGUUCACCUUAUUACAGCACUGGCAAUCCCACAAAAUCUGUGGAUAAAUCUGAAUCAAGUAGCAUGCCUGCAACUGACAUACCUACAGUUUCUCCAAUGAUCCACUCUCAAACCUCAACGCGUGCACCAAACACUGGUGAAACUGGACCUACUAUACAGCAGAGAACUGAUCAAACAGAAGGUAUACAUCUGACUACUGCUCAAGAAAGCAGGACAAGUCAACAUAUCACUGGUACACAUCAAGCUGUAAUUCUGAGUUCUCAGUCAAAUAAACCCUUCAUGACUGCAACUACAAUGGCAGAUGACAACAACAAUAAUGCUGCGACAAUGACCUCUGCAUCAAUAAACACUGUUGAUAGUUCAUCUUAUUACAAAACGAAGAGACCUACUGCAAUAUCCAGAGAAAUAAAUCAAUCUGAUUUAACCACCAUAACCGCCAAUGACAUAUCUACAGUUUCGCCCACUCAUCUCACUCGAACCUCAGAACAAGCAUCAAAUACUUGUAAAACAGCAUCUACUAUACAACAUAUAACUGAUCAAACUGAAG
Messenger RNA from Saccoglossus kowalevskii, 5491 nucleotides. Its product is annotated as mucin-17-like. Lineage: Eukaryota; Metazoa; Hemichordata; Enteropneusta; Harrimaniidae. The record is from RefSeq and is a predicted model, not a curated record.